AUGUGCGAAGGGGCGGUCGGGGGGGAAGGAUCAGCGGUAGUAGCCGGGAUCGGAGGGGAAGAUGGGGAGGGGUUGCCGUCGGCAUCUGCUGACUCGGUGAAGAUGGACUCGGGGUUAGGGGAAGGAGGGGAGGAGGGGAGUUGGCGGGAGAUGCGCAGACGGAAUAAGCAGCUGGAGCAGCUGCAGGAAUUGGAACCGUUGCAGGGUGAUGAUGACGAUGAUGGGAGUAGCGGCUUGGUUGAGAUCGAGAUGAGCACAUUCCCCCUGAAAGAUAGGAGGGGAGCGGAGGGAGGGUUUAGCCCACUGCCGUCGUUGCCGCUAACGGUCUCGUGCCUGCAGUACCAGCAGGGCGUAACAGCAACAACAACGCGGCCCUCUUAUGCUCGAGCUUCCUGCUCCCGUGGCGCAGCAGACGUUGGGACAGCAGCAGCUUCGCCUCCUGAUGAUGAGGGCUUGGAUAGCACAAACAACAACAACGACCCCACGCCGUUGCCGAAAGUGUCGGAGCCCGAGAGCGCGACAGCCAGCACUGCGAGCGCGUCCUGCCGUACGCCCAACCAGGACACCAGCAACAGCAGCAGCACCUUCAGCAGCAGUAGCAGUUGCGAUGAUGGGGAAGAGGACGACUCGGCCAACACGCCCUCGGAUUGGUACAGGAUGCGCGACAUCACGGCAGGCGCAGAUAACAGCCCUGCUCCCGUGGCGGGCUUGCAGGCAACGGCCCCGAUGAGCUCAGCAACGGGCGGGGACUGCUGCUGCUGCCUGUGCGGCUACACGCUCGAGGAGGGGCAGAGGGUUGUGAGGAGCCCGGAGUGCGGGGAAGGCUUGAUGGUACAUCAAGCCUGCUUCGAAAGCGAAGACAGUACACCGGUCUUCAGCGACGACUCCGAUGGAGGAGCCCUCAAGUUCGGCUGCGACUGCGGGCAGUUUCACCCCGGAGUUGGACUGACGGCAGGCGUUUACGCGUUAUCCUUAGCGUCAGAUGCGUUGGCGCCGUCGGCGACGUUGUCAGGGGCGGGAACUCCUGGGGCAGGGCCGGAGGGGUGGUUGGGUGGAGAUGCAGGGGCGAUGGUGUCGCCGCGGCAUGGGUUGAGAGAGCGAGCGAGGGAAGCAGCGUUGGAGGCUUGUCCGACCUUUGUGCAGGCGGAUCCCCAGGCCCUUGCGGUCGUGGAUGGCGAGGUUAGACUACGCCCCGUAAACACACAGGCGAUGACGCCGACGAUGCUGCCGCACGGCCUCUCCCCCGAUGGCCUUGCGGAGCGUUUCUCCAGGCAGGACGUCUUGUCUCGGGCGGAGGCGGAGCAGCUGCUUCGGCAGGGCACGGAAGUCCUCGACAAGGAGGACAACGUGCUUGAGCUCGAAGGCGAGACUGUCGUCGUGGGGGACUUGCACGGACAGUUCUUCGACCUUCUCACCCUGCUCAAGACAUACGGGGAGCCUCCCGAAAGGCAGUACCUUUUCCUCGGGGACUACGUGGACAGGGGUUUGUACUCCUGCGAGGUGGCGUUGUACCUGAUCUCCCUUAAGCUGGCGUUUCCGAGGGAGGUGCACCUUAUCAGGGGGAACCACGAGACGGCCAAUCAGACGGCGGCUUGCGGCUUCAAGGAUGAGUGCUCCGCAAAGUACGGGUCGAGAAUCUACGAUGCCUUCCUGGAGUGCUUCUCCGCCCUGCCCGUGUGCGCCAUCUUGUCCCAGAAGGGUCAGCUGGAGAGUCUGUUCUGUGUUCAUGGAGGCAUCUCCCCCCGGCUGAAGACGGUCAACGACAUCCGACGGCUUGAGCGACGAGUGGAGCCGCAGGAGGGGACUCUGUUGGCGGACUUGCUGUGGUCGGACCCUAGCGACGACCCCUCCGUUGUCCGACGAGCGGCGCUUGGUGACUGCACCAACGACGUCAACUUGCCAGCAGACCCAGCAGCUGCUGCAGCUGCUGCGGCCGGGGGGGGGGGGGGGGGGGGGGGUGGUACCGCCAACGGCGGGUCAACGAGGGAUGACGUCGGCUUCAUGCCGAACGUCGUUCGUGGGUGCUCUUGGAGCUACGAGUGGAAAGCCGUGGAGGCUUUUUUGAAGGAGAACGUCUUCCGAGGCAUCCUUAGGGCUCACUCGGUUCAGGGGGAAGGCUUCCACCACCACUUCCAAGGGCAGUGUCCAGAAUCGAACAUCGGCGAGGGUGUUUCGACCGUCUUUUCCGCCCCUGGGUACACGACUCACAGCAAUCGAGGAGGCGUGCUGGUGGUGAAGGGGGACGGGGGGGUCGAUCCCCAAGGGUACGACGCGACGCCCGAGCCGGUGGUGGUCAACAGCGUCCGGGCUGCCGUGCAACGAGCUUGCCCGUUCAUGCCCACCUCGCUGGGAGAGUGGGCGGAUUUGGACACGGAUCGGCUGUGGUCGUUGUCGUCAUUACCGCCCGCAUUGUCGGCGGCGAGCCGGCGGCAGAGGCCCACCGCAAGUUUUGACGACACCGAGGCGUUGGCGCUGAGGGCUUUGUGGGAGGCAAUGUGCGGGGGAGGCGGCGCAAUCACUGCGGACUCCCUCUUCGCGUUCGACGAUUCCUUCGGAGAGGGCACCGACUGUCUCCACGCGGCGGCGGUGUUGAGAGCCCUAGCACCGUCGGGGCGACGAGAAGCCCACGCUUGUGAGCCGGCCAUGAUGGGCGAUUUUCUGCGGGUCGCGGGAGCACUGAAGGAGAUGAGUUGCGUGGGGAGUUCUCCGGAGAAUGCUUCGGGGAGAUCUACGGAGAUCGACGUCGUCGUGGAGAGUUCUUCGGAGAACGCCGUCGUGGGGAGGAUUUCUCCGGAGAAUGCGAUCGUGAGGAAAUCUCCGGAGAACGCGAUGGUGGGGAACUGCUCUCCGGAGACCGCCGCAGGGAACUCUCCGAACGCGGCGAUGAGCGUUGGGGAUGGCACGCCCCCAGAUUCCCCCGCAACGGUAAUCGCUACCCCGCGUUGGAAUCGACGGUUGGGGGGUAAUUUGAUGCACGCCUCUGUUUCGCCGGGGAGUCCGUCCGUGGGAGAUUCCUGCGGUCGGGACCAGGGGCUGGGGAUUUCUCCGAAGGAGAUGUCGUUGAGUGAUUAUCCGGACGACCCGUUGAGGGCGUCUCUGGAUUGGGACUGGGGGGUGAUAGCCCCCCCCGCCGGGAGCGAUCCCAAGACCCCUUACGUCUCGACCGAGUCGACCUCUUCUUCCAGCACGAGAACCACGAGCACAAGCAGCAGCAGCAGCAGCGGUAGGAGUAGCCGCAGGAGGAGAAGAGGCAGUAGCAGCAAGAAGCCAAGACGACGGAAGGGGAAAUCUUCCACCCCGAGGACAGAAGCAACGGCGGCCUCGCUCAAAGAAGCAGCGGUGGCGGUUGCGGCGCCCGCACUCACGACCAGGAGGGUGUCGACCGCGAGCUACGUGACCCAGCUGGGUUUGGCCUUGCAGCAGCUGGGAUGUCCCAUGUAGUUGGUGGUGUGUUCGCAGGAGAAGGGAAGAUCACGUGUGGGUUAGUAUUUCCGGCAUUGCUUCCGCUGUCCCACGUCGCGCUGUCGCUUACCUAAUGGUGUGCGUCCCGCCGAUGGUGGGUUUGUGUUUGUCCACACAGGUACGUAUUGAGUUUCGCCACCUCAUAGGUAUGAAGGCUGUCGUAGUAGUGGUUGCUAACCGGGGAAGUCCUUUCCUGUCGAAAGGGGGAGGGGGGUCGGGAAAGCGUUAGUGUGUGAUCCAUCCGCAGACAUUUUUCACAAAUUGGGUUGUUGUUCUCGCCUUCUGCACAUAUCGUGCUUCGCCCGGGCGGGGGGCACGGCAGAUGUUGUCAUUGCGUAGAAGACGUACUGCCUGCUCCUCAUCGAGGGCUCGCACGAAUGUGUUCGUGAAGGCUUGCAUUGCUGGUGAGUCAUCAUGUCUGUGGGAACAGCAGCAUUUAGAACCACGCUCCGUACGAAGCUAUAUAGUUGGGAUACUUACGAAUCAUGACAAUACCGAAUGGUCUUGUGAUUGGAAACAAAGUGCUUUGGGUUGGAUGUAAAAAGGGAUAGCUUCGUUUGAGAAAGUCCCUUCACACUAGGUGAGGGGAAACAUGCAUAACGCGGAUCGGCCGAUCGUGCAAACAAGGUUCAGAAGAAAGCGGGUCGGGGGAUAACUGGCUCCGGAGGGUUGUUGGGCAACUGCGAAGACAACCAUCCCUGUCGAUGAUGGUUUGUAGCGUUUGCCGAUCGACAAGUAAGAGCGCGCCUUCAGGAGGUAAGUUCAGUUGGCGGCGUCCAUAACCCUAUCCCCAUAUAAGUAGGUAUGGUGUAAUGGUGGGCAUGUCUCGUACCCGAUUGCGUUCAUUCCAGGAUCAUAGGGAGACUUACGUCAGUCGACAUGCACCUUGUGGUGUGGGUAUGCAUGUAAACUGUUUCGCUCAUCAGUCGGGUUCGCACACCGAGGUAUUCCACCUGCGGUACUUGCUUGCUGCCUUCGAUUUCAUGUCGGGAAUGGUUGAGUCUGUCUUUUCCCUCUUGAGUUGGUACGCACGACUUUGCGCCUUGCACUCCGGGAGGUUCCUUGAAUAGUUUUCAAUCGUGGCGUCGAGCGUCGUUUCUGAAAAAAUCUCCCAACCGGCUGGAAUCCGCCC
Messenger RNA from Ectocarpus sp. CCAP 1310/34, 4594 nucleotides. NCBI's taxonomy places the organism in Eukaryota, Phaeophyceae, Ectocarpales, Ectocarpaceae. The record is from the annotation of a GenBank genome assembly.